AUGGGAGCUGGGUGCCCGUGGCAGCCACCUGGCACGGCCGCUGAUGAGCUGGAGAUGAGGGGACGAGCGGACCUCGUGUGGGAGGUCCCCCAGUACUCUCCCGGGAAGCGCCCAGACCACGGUGCCGGCGGCGAGGUGCGCGCGGCGCGCGCCUUCGAGCGGGGGGAGCUGGUGGCGGAGUGCCUCUGCGUUCCGAUCGACACCAGGGACAUCGACCGUUGCUACCUGGACGCUUACACAUAUCUGAGAGGGGCCCCUGGCGGGCCGAGGCCGCCGCCGGACCGCCAGACGGCCAGGCGCGAGAUCGGCUCGCUGGGGGAGGGGAGGGGCUGGAGCGAUGCCUGCGCCGCGGCGGCGGGGCCGGCGGAGGCAGCGGCGCAGCAGCAGCAGUAUGCCCAGUCCUUCAACAAAGGCAAAGGAUUCGGCAAAGGAGGCAAGACAGGUACUACGUUCGGUGGAAAGGGUGGCGCCCAGCACGGCGAUGCACCUUCAUCGAGGUGGACUUGUCCGAGUUGCGGCUGCAAGAAGAACAAGCAGGGACAUGGGUUGCUAAUCCGAUGCUGUCUCCCGGUGGUGCUGCUCCUCUUCAUCCUGGCCCGCAAGUUCCAGGGUGACGAAGAAUCAGCAAAGCGUUAUCAACACAAGCUCGACGAGAUGGCCGCAGCCAAGAAGGUUGAGCCCCCCUUGCAGCAGAAGGUCAACCAGGCGUACCACAGCAUGCGGAGCUUGGAGGCCCGACUGUCCAAAGCGGUGGAGUCCUUCGAGCGCAUCUCCAACGAGCUGGUCCAGGCCCGCGCCAAUGUGGAGUCAAUUACUUCGCAGUUGGAGGCCUCGGAGAAGCUACACAAGGAGCUGGUGGAGCAGUUGCACCAGUCGGUGGAUGAUCGGCCUCGGAACCCCGAGGGCUCUGUCAAGCAGGAGGUCAAGAUCUCCAUCUCUGACCUGCUUGGUGGACAACCGCUACCCAUUGACAUGUCCAGCCUUUUGGAGUGGGAAGCAGACUACGACCUCAACGAGGAGGACAGAAACGAGGCUGCGGCUCGGCUCAAGACACUCAACGACGAGAUACAGAAGCAGGCGAAGAAACUCUUUGGUGCCGCGCAGGCUCAUGCUGAACGCGUUCGUAAGGAGAUGGAGGAGCAGAAGUCACGCUUGGCUGGCAAGAAGCGGAAGGAGCUGAAGAUGAUGGUCCGCAUGUGGGUCAUUCAGCCACUGCGCAGGCUCCUGGUGGUGAAGCUCCGGAGGCUGCGGUACGGGCGCGCCAUCGGCGAGUUCUGA
Molecule: messenger RNA, 1278 nt
Organism: Prorocentrum cordatum
Lineage: Eukaryota; Dinophyceae; Prorocentrales; Prorocentraceae
Source: the annotation of a GenBank genome assembly